CUGCUCUACAGUCCGGUCCUAUCUGCUGUGUGUCCGCAGUCUCUGGUCAUCUCCUGUACUGUGUCCGCAGUCUCUGGUCAUCCCCUGUACUGUGUCCGCAGUCUCUGGUCAUCUCCUGUACUAUGUCUGCAGUCUCUGGUCAUCUCCUGUACUAUGUCCGCAGUCUCUGGUCAUCUCCUGUACUAUGUCCGCAGUCUCUGGUCAUCUCCUGUACUAUGUCCGCAGUCUCUGGUCAUCUCCUGUACUGUGUCUGCAGUCUCUGGUCAUCCCCUGUACUAUGUCCGCAGUCUCUGGUCAUCUCCUGUACUAUGUCUGCAGUCUCUGGUCAUCUCCUGUACUAUGUCCGCAGUCUCUGGUCAUCUCCUGUACUGUGUCCGCAGUCUCUGGUCAUCCCCUGUACUGUGUCCGCAGUCUCUGGUCAUUUCCUGUACUGUCCGCAGUCUCUGGUCAUACCCUGUACUGUGUCCGCAGUCUCUGGUCAUCCCCUGUACUGUGUCUUCAGUCUCUGGUCAUUUUCUGUACUGUGUCUGCAGUCCAUUGGUUCAGAAUAUUUUUUUCCCCAGUUUUCUGCAU
This is a messenger RNA of Staurois parvus, 573 nucleotides long. The record is from the annotation of a GenBank genome assembly. NCBI's taxonomy places the organism in Eukaryota, Metazoa, Chordata, Amphibia, Anura, Ranidae.